Trichosurus vulpecula (common brushtail) is the source of this 1362-nucleotide messenger RNA. RefSeq names its product transmembrane protein 170B (gene TMEM170B). The transcript has 3 exons. The record is from RefSeq and is a predicted model, not a curated record. NCBI's taxonomy places the organism in Eukaryota, Metazoa, Chordata, Mammalia, Diprotodontia, Phalangeridae. Gene Ontology annotation, biological process: negative regulation of canonical Wnt signaling pathway. Bases 1 to 648 code for a protein of 215 amino acids. Gene Ontology annotation, cellular component: plasma membrane.
AUGUCUCCCCGGCGGGGAGGGGGCUGCCUUGGAGACGCGCUGAGCAGCCCCCCCCGGCGGCCCCUCCGCAGCAGCAGCAGCAGCAGCCCCGGCAGCAGCAGCAGCGGCCCCCGCGGCGCCCCGCCCCCGCCCCCGGCCCCGGCGGCGGUGGCGGCCUGGAGGAGCCGACCCCCGGGCGCCGACCCCCGAGCUUCGCAGCCCCCGCCGCCCCGGAGCCGCGGAGAGAGCGGCGGGCGCCCCCCGGGGAAGAUGAAGGCGGAGGGGGCAGAUAACUCCAUGAUCAACCUGUCGGUGCAGCAGGUCCUGAGUCUCUGGGCCCACGGGACAGUGCUGAGGAACCUAACGGAGAUGUGGUACUGGAUUUUUCUGUGGGCUCUCUUCUCUUCUCUCUUUGUCCAUGGUGCUGCAGGAGUGUUGAUGUUUGUCAUGCUACAGAGACAUAGGCAGGGAAGAGUCAUCUCUGUCAUUGUGGUCAGCAUCGGAUUUCUGGCUUCCAUAACAGGAGCAAUGAUAACCAGUGCAGCAGUAGCUGGCAUUUAUAGAGUAGCAGGGAAAAACAUGGCUCCCUUGGAAGCGUUGGUGUUAGGGGUUGGACAGACUGUACUGACGUUAAUCAUCUCCUUUUCGAGGAUCCUUGCAACACUUUGAACUUCUCAAUUGAUAUAAGGAAAUGCACAUGCAGAUUCCCUGAAAGUAGUUCCAGUGGCAAGUGGAUAAGAAAUUGUCUGAGAAUGUGAAUUGUGCCCUUCCCGCCUAGAGGCCUUCAGCUGUGGGAAAAGACUGCCCUCUAGUGUCCAAGAUGUGGCACUACUUACUGCAUUGCACCUUAUGUGCCUCUGUCCCAGGCAAGGUGCAACUGUUCCACUGCAUGUGAAGGAAGCUACAAGAAAACAGCACCUUGUUUAGCUGCCAAUCAGGGUAACAUGAAUGAUGAUCAUUAUUCUUAACAGUGUUAUGACAAAGUACAGGGACAUUUCCGAAGAACUGAUAUGUGCCAAACUUGAAUUUUUUUUUUUUAAACGCUGAUCUUGUGGAUGAUUUGCAAGUGUAGAAGUAGGAUUGCUGUGAACAUAUUUCACAUGAAUUCAGGUAAAACAGUAAGACUAACUUUUCUAAUACUAAAUCCCAGUAAGAAUGCUGAAUAUCCGUUCAAUAUGGGUAUAUAAUUACUUGAUUUUUAAUAUUGAGCAUUACAGAGAUGUAGGGAUCUAGUAUAAUUGUCUAGGAAUAAUUGUGAUUUGCGUUAAUUUAUGUGAAAAAAUACUUCAUGGAAAGCUCUAAACCAAUUUGAAGACUCAUAAAGUAGAUGUGUGGUACAUUUUUCACUGUCUGAAAUAAAACUCUUUUAAUGGUUUUCCCUCA